CCGGAACGUAGAAGCCGAGCGAGACCGGACCGGAGCGCCGGAGCGAGGCUGGACCGCAAGAGCCGAAAGAAGCCGGACCGGAGAGCCGCAGCAGGGCCGGGCGGGCCGCCCCGCAAGGCUGCUCCUUCAUCCCAGCGGAAACCGCCGGCCCGGCCGAGCGCAGCGGCCGCUGCGAUCGCAGUCGCGGCGGAGGAGGAGAGGCGGCUCCGGCAGCGGAACCGCCUGGCGCUGGAGGAGGACAAGCCGGCCGUGGAGCGGUGCCUGGAGGAGCUGGUGUUCGGCGACGUCGAGGACGACGAGGACGCGUUGCUGCGGCGUCUGCAGGGCUCGCGGGGAGUUCCAGGCAUCGUUCUAGGCAAUGGAGGAGACACAACAAUGGACACAACUAGACAAAAAUCCCUCGCUCUCUUGGAGCAUGUGUACUAGUGGCAGAAGAAGAAGAUAAAGUAAAAUGCGAGUUCAAGCACAGGAAGACUCAGAUGAUUCGGAAGCAGAGAAGGAACCAAAAGAUAAUUUUCUAUUUCAAAAGAAGCCAGUUUGGGUGGAUGAAGAAGAUGAAGAUGAUGAAAUGGUUGACAUGAUGAACAAUAGGUUUCGGAAAGAUAUGAUGAAAAAUACCGGUGAAAGCCAACUUUCAAAAGACAAGCUUCAAAAGAGACUGAAGGAAGAAUUCCAGCAUGCCAUGGGCGGAGUACCUGCCUGGGCAGAGACUAACAAGCAGAAAACAUCUUUAGAUGAUGAAAGUGAAGAGGAUGAAGAUGAUCUGUUGCAAAGGACUGGGAAUUUCAUAUCCACAUCAACUUCACUUCCUAAAGGAAUCCUAAAGAUAAAGAACUGUCAGCAUGCUAAUGCGGAACGUCCCACUACUGCUAGGAUUUCCUCUGUGCAGUUCCAUCCUCGUGCUCAGGUUGUGAUGGUUGCUGCACUAGAUAAUGCUGUAUCGCUGUUUCAGGUUGAUGGAAGAACAAAUCCUAAAAUCCAGAGCAUCUAUUUGGAAAAGUUUCCAAUCUAUAAGGCUUGUUUUAGUGCUAAUGGAGAAGAGGUUUUAGCCACGAGUAUCCACAGCAAGGUUCUUUAUGUCUAUGAUAUGCUGGCUGGAAAGUUAAUUCCUGUGCAUCAAGUGAGAGGUUUGAAAGAGAAGCUAGUGAGGAGCUUUGAAGUCUCUCCAGAUGGGUCCUUCUUGCUGAUAAACGGUGUUGCUGGAUAUCUUCAUUUGUUGUCGAUGAAGACUAAAGAAUUGAUUGGUAGCAUGAAAAUUAAUGGGAGGGUUGCAGCGUCCACAUUCUCUUCAGAUAGCAAGAAAGUAUAUGCCUCUUCAGGUGAUGGGGAAGUUUAUGUUUGGGAUGUGAACUCUAGAAAGUGCCUUAAUAGAUUCGUUGAUGAAGGCAGUUUAUAUGGAUUAAGCAUUGCCACAUCUAGGAAUGGACAGUAUGUGGCUUGUGGUUCUAAUUGUGGAGUGGUAAACAUAUACAAUCAAGAUUCUUGUCUUCAAGAAACAAAUCCAAAGCCAGUAAAAGCUAUAAUGAACUUGGUUACAGGUGUUACUUCUCUGACCUUCAAUCCUACUACAGAAAUCUUGGCAAUUGCUUCAGAAGAAAUGAAAGAAGCAGUCAGAUUGGUUCACCUUCCCUCCUGUACAGUAUUUUCAAACUUCCCAGUCAUUAAAAAGAAGACUAUUUCUCUUGUUCAUACCAUGGAUUUUUCUCCCAGAAGUGGAUAUUUUGCCUUGGGGAACGAAAAGGGCAAGGCCCUGCUAUAUAGGUACUGCUUUCCCCGCAGCUUAGCUGUAAAUAAGGAUAUCAACCAUAGAGAGAUCUAAAAGUUAUGCUCUGCCCAGAUUCUUUUCUGCACUCAACAUAUUUGGCUAUAAAGCGGGAACAAACAAACUCUAAUUGCACAGUUGCUAGAAGAUACAGGUGACGAGGUGGCUCUUCUGGGGGAGCUGAUGAACUGGAAGCCUGUAACUUCGGUCACAGCCUCUGUCCUUGCUCCCUUGAGUUGAUGGUGAAUAUUGCUUAGGACCCUAUGUUUAUGUGUGUAUGCUUCAGAUACUGAAAUCUGGCAUGAAGAAAAGGAGGAAUGUAAAUUGGUUUUGAGGAGAUAAUUGUGAAAAGAGGAUAUAGCAAACAGUAUGAUCUCAAGUUCUGCUUUGAAAGGAAAAUGGGAUACACCUGGAAAAUUGAUGCAUUUCAUCAUUCUCCUUCCCAAUCAUUUUUGGAGUGGUUCUUUUAGUUCAAGUUUUAUAAAAGCAUGCAGGUUCCUACUGCACUUAGAAAUUCUCUCCCAAAGCUUUGAUUUUAUUAUAAUUGCAUCCUCUUUUCUCUAAGUUUAAGCACUAGAAGCAUUAGGGUCUUCUUGAGAGCACUGCUAUCUAGUGAGACUGUUUCUAGCAAGUGAGUUGGACUAACAUGUCUGUUGGGUACGACUGAUGAGGUAUUUCCUAGACCCCCACUGAUGCUGUGGAGCAAGUGUAAUUUUUUUUUUAAAGAUUUUAUUUAUUUAUUCAUGAGAGACAGAGUAGGCAGAGGGAGAAGCAGGCCUCCAUGCGGGGGGAGCCCGAUAUGGGACUUGAUCCUGGGAUCACACCCUGAGCUGAAGCCACCCAGGCGUCCCACAAGUGUAAUGUUUUUACUAAAAUCUGAGGAGUUAGCUUUAGGAUCCUUCAGAAUGUCAGAUUGAGGAGUCUUAACCUAGCUGCCUGGUGAGAAUGAUUACGAUCACAAUUUUUCCCCCUGAAAAUCUUCCUAUUUGCUAUUCCGUGAUCUGAUUGACAAUACUCCUGGUAAUCACACAGUUGUUUA
Molecule: messenger RNA, 2801 nt
Organism: Canis lupus familiaris (dog)
Lineage: Eukaryota; Metazoa; Chordata; Mammalia; Carnivora; Canidae
Gene: UTP18
Product: UTP18 small subunit processome component
Exons: 14
Coding region: 452-1819 (455 amino acids)
Biological process (GO): rRNA processing
Cellular component (GO): small-subunit processome; Pwp2p-containing subcomplex of 90S preribosome
Molecular function (GO): protein binding
Source: RefSeq, a predicted model, not a curated record